AUGUGGUCGGCUUCAAGUGCCGCAAGACGGAGGGAAACCACCUACACAUCGGACUAUGAUGCGACACCAGAGCGAAUGUCGCCAUCCAUCUCAAGGAGGUCGUUUGAAACAAGGCAGAGGAAUGCAAAUGCACUCUUCAGUGUAAUACCCAGGAACGAUAUACGAUCAUCAACUACAUUUAGAGAUGAUGCAAGUUCCGGAAUUAGCAGCUCGAAAGCAUCCCUAAGAAGUGCUGAUAGCAUGAGCAGGACUGAUACUCUGGACUCUCGUGACGAAACGGAUACCGUGCAACUGGGAUCAUUUUUCAAGAGUAGUACAUUCAGGAGUGAGUCUAGUCGAAGGGACAGCUCUGGCAGGUCACGAGGAUCAAAGUCUGAUGUUGUCAGUGAUUAUAAUAAUAUUGACCGCUUAGAAUCUAGUGAGGGCUCGGAAUCGUCAAGGAUGACAAAAGAGGUACAAAGCGAUGAUGGUGCUAGUUCAACAAACUCCGAUGGAAACAACUCAGCACAGACACAUAUAUCAAAUACAACUGAACACAGGAUAGAACUAGACUGCAACAAAUAUGGUUUGACUGAGGAAAGCAUAGAGGAAAUAUUGUCCGGACGUAGCCGUAACAAGGCGAAAGAAAAUGCACAGGUUAUAAGUGACCACAUAUCAGACAAUAGUGAUACUUCGUAUGACUGUUUCCGUGAGGAAAUGCUUAUUUACUUGCUUAAACAGCAGGUAAAACUGAAAAACAAGCUUAGGAAACACAUGAAAAAUAAUGAUAAAGCGAACGUCGAGACUGGUGGACAGGGAAAAAAGAAGAGCUCCUCAACUACAAAGAAAUGCAGGGAUCUUAGGGAACUCAGCCCAAAUGAGCUUCAAGAACUUGAAAAGUUAUUGGACAACAAAAAUAAAAUCGAACAGGAUCGUGAAUCACUAGUUGAUACACCAACCGAACAUGCGUUGGAAAAUUAUUCAGAUCAGGAAAACGACGGGUGGCAAUCUGAUAACAUGGCAACUCCUUCAAAAUUCCAUGGAUUCUCUCAUGAGACCACAUUGUAUUCGUCACAAGACGCCACACCAACGGCGGCUAAUGCCAUGUUAUCGGAUAAUGAGGAUAUGCCUUUGAAGAACAAGAAAUGUGCACAAUCGGGGAAACAAUUAAGCUCCUCAGAUUCGGUCAUAUCACAAGAGGCCAAUUCGCUCCACAAUGAAAUUGACCAACUAAUAAACAAUUUAGAGAACACAGGGUUAGGGAAUCGUGGAUCAAAUGAUCAGCAGGCAUGCGUUGAUAAUGUUAUGGCUCCGCCACAGCAGAACCCAUUUUGUGACCCGAAUGUGAAUGUAUGCUACCCCCAACAGAAUGAAAUGAGAGGUUAUGUCGAUUCUGAAGAGUUGAUCAUACCUAUCAAAAUACCCGUAAAACCACCUAAACCUGAUGUGAUGGAUGCACAGGUUAUGACAGAUGAAACUGCACGUGAAAAUGAGCUUCACUUUUAUGAAAGGUUUACAAAAGAUAUGGAAAAGGAAGACGAAGAAAAGAAAAGGGCACAUCAAACCGAUAAUACACGAAUCACAAAGAAUGGCAUAUCAUGGGAGAUUACGGAGUCAUACUUGAAGGAGGAAGAACGACGUGUACUUCAGGAACGGAAACGUGCAGAACUGUUAAGGAAGAUGAACGAGCCGGCAAAUGCAAACUCAAAGAAAUUAAGCGAUCACUAUGCCCAGUGGCAGGCGAGAAAGGCGGCUGGCAAGAAGGACGACAAAAAGACGAAGAAGCCACAAAGUGACCAAGAGACUGGAAUGGAAUGCUGUCCUACCUGCCGGCAGAUGCCAUGUGAUGCAACUAGCGGUAUACCUUCACAAUGUUGUAUGAACGUAUUCAGGCGUACCAGAGAUACGAACAAAAACACAGAAGAAACACCUGCUACGGCAGAGCGCCCGAUGAAAGAGAAUGAUUCCAAGGAACCACAAAGGGAACCGUCUCGGCCAAUAUCGCACGAAAAAAGAUUACUCGACAACCUGGAAGAUGGAAGGAAUUACAUGGACGUCUACAUCAAGGGUACUUGGGACCCGCGCACGGGAGCCGUCAGAAUAAGUAAUGAUCUAGACAGUAUACAAUCCACGGAUAAGAAUAAAAUACUUGAUGACUAUGUGAACUUUUUAAAACAGAAUCCUGGGAACUGGAUCCAAGAGCAAGGCAAGAAAUUGGACAAUUCGCCAAACAAGGCUGCAAGUGUUGCAGAAGACAUGGAUGCAAUACGUGAUAUCCCAAUGGGAACACGUGAUUUAGGUGAUAACACGCUAGAUGCACUCAAAUCUUGCGGCAGACAUAACUCUGAGGGCAGUGACUCAGUAGCCUCAUCACCAAGGAGCUCACGACAAACCGGAACCUCCGAUAGCCCAAGACGUAUGUACGAACGAGAUGAGUUCAACCUACCUACUGGACCAUUUCCGACGGAAUACGAUGAUGACGACCUCACUGAUACACGCCGUCAUAACAAAUAUGCAAUGGGUUUCAGCGAUUUCUAUAUGCCUCCAUUCAGGAAUGCUGCAGAUAUUUACAAUUCACAAAUGGCAAUGCUCAAUGGUGGAAGAUUUAAGAUGACAGAAGAAGCGAACCAUCACCAUUAUCAUCACUACUGCAUGGAAAAACGCCACAGAAAGUGCCACCAUAAAAGAAAGCACAAACAUUCCUGCUCUAAAAGGAAACAUAAGGCAGAGCAUCCCGAAAAUGGUUGCCAUAAUGGCAUGUGCAAGACUCACGAACAUUGCAAAUUCGACAGGAAACAUCCAAUGGGUGUUCACUGUUCAUUCAAAGAACAAUCCAGACAAAGCUCAGACCCUAUAAUACAGGAUGCUUCACCGAGAAACAAUUUUGAAAGCAGGACUAUAGAGAAGGAACAAAUCCCUGUAAAUAAUUACGAACCUGUUGGCGUCUCCAAGAUCCCAUCAUUCGGGAUACCUGGCGAUGCCAACAUUAUGUCAGGCAUCAAAAUGUCCGAGAUGGAAUCGCCUUUAUCCGUUAGCGACAUUAUUACAAAUGUGGAGAAGGCAAGGAGCACAGACUUUGUCAAGGUCACAACGUACCACCAUCCCUUGGUAAAUUAUAACAUGAAUGCAGGUAAAUGUUCUCUCGUGAAAAGUCUAGUGGCAUGUUGUACCGACAAGAAUUCAAGCAUUGAAGGAUUGAGGUGUAUAUCAUCGUCAACUGUGGAGGGUGAUACUACAGCAUGGAGUGACAGCGAAGCUGGUUCACCACUAAGGAGCCUGAAACGCUCCCCUAGGUAUCCUCGGGUUUUCCAAAGGCGUUCCCACUCUAGGGGAAAUAGCCCUCGUGAAUGUGUAUCACCACUUCGAGAUAUCGAGUUGUGUGACAAGAACCCAUUAUGUAACACUGAAACCAAGGAACAGGCUAAGGUGCAGUAUGAUUCAGGUGCUGAAUCAGGCGAGCAAUUCACUUUCCGUGACAUGGAACCAGACAAGGAUUCAAUGUCACCAUCAAUUUACAAAACACGGGCCAUAUAUGUAAGCCAAGAAUGA
Babesia sp. Xinjiang is the source of this 3528-nucleotide messenger RNA. RefSeq lists its product as uncharacterized. Lineage: Eukaryota; Apicomplexa; Aconoidasida; Piroplasmida; Babesiidae. The coding region runs from base 1 to 3528 and encodes 1175 amino acids. The transcript has a single exon. The record is from RefSeq and is a predicted model, not a curated record.